AAACAAAUGUUUGGCGUUGGCACCUAAGCAAUGUGCAGUAGCUGGCACUGGGUCUUUUUAUCAAUAGUAACAGGGUGCUUUCUGUGCCGCGGAACAGCUUAAGGACACACUGCAUGUUUAGGAGGAAGAGGAUACCUGGCAUUUAGUGAAAGCCAUGGUAAAUACUCCUCAUAUAAGCAUGACUUUGUGUACAAAAAGGCAUUUCACUGAACAUAGUUUGCCUGCAGAUUGGGUGGCACAAGCCGCACACCCAAAAAAUAUAGAUUUCAUGUCCUGUAAUAGAAACAUCCUCCAUUACUGUGUUCUGGUGUCAUCAUUGGGGAACAGGAAUGUAGCUGGCACAGAUAUACGUGGUAUUGCUUUGCUUGUUAUAUAAAGGAGGUGUCUGACUUCGCUGCCACUAAGUAAUGCAUUCCAAGGUUUUCCCUGCCAGCAUUAGAAGCUUUAAACUUGCACACUGUUAUUUCAUGACCAACAUCUCGGAGCCAGGAGAAGUUGGUGGGAAAAAAAUCACAUGUUGUCAGGAUUCAAAACUCAUAAAAUAUUAUUUUUCCCUUCUUAAACGAGAAACUGCAAAACAUUAGAACAACUGUGCCUGUUUAUCCAAAACAACUAUUUUUGCCCAAAGUUUUUUCUCAGCCAGCUAAAAGACCUUUAUAUAUAUCUACUGCCAUCCAGUGGCCAAACUGAUAACUGCAAUGUACAAAAGCCACUGAAGUUUAAGUCACUGCAAAAGAAUGCACAUAAACUUUAAGGAAGAAUGUCUGCCUAAACAUGAUCGCUGUGACAGUUUAAAAAUAGCUGUUGUCCUGCCUUGUUAGCCUUUCUUUAACUCGAGUGUGUAGAGCCAUAUAUAGCUAGAUAUAACCAUAUCUUACUGAAAGUAUCAUUAAGCCUGUGUAUUUCUCAAUCUAACUGGAAACAGGCAACCAGGAAGGCUGUAAGGUUGGCCACCACCGAAUAAAAGGAUUAUAGUAGCCCUGUGCACUGGAGGGAUUGCUAUACAAAUGGCACUUUAAUGAACCGUUGCCUUUGAUCUCAGACUCGGCUCAUAUGGUAUUAGUUUUCUACUGCAAAGACAUUUCCUUACCUUACAGUAAAUUAUUCUUUGCACAUAUUUAUAAAGCACCAGCAUAUUCCAGAAUGCUGUGCAAUAGAAUUUUCAUCUAGGGCAACUGUUGAUUAUAUUUUGUAGUGCAGGGGAAGGAGAACAUAAUUACUGUAAAAACCAAUACAGUUUUCCAUUUCUUGGAUAUGUACUUUGCCAACCUCUUAUCAGCUUGCUGCAUAUUGUUUAGGAAAUAUUUUUUGCAUCUAAUUAAUUCACUUAAUGUUUCAUAUUCCACCCCUCUGCACUUCAGGAUUCAAGCUUUUGUAUGCAUUGCUGCAGUUUGGCAAAGAUAAUCAUCUUGCCUCCAGUGUAUAAAGGCUGAUGAAAAGCCCUUUAAGAAGGUCCUGUCUGUGUUUUGGUGUUAAUGUUUUGGCUUUCCUAAAAUAAAGCCAAUCCAAACCAUACAAAUUUGUAGGAUCACCUGGUGACCACCAGGAUGGGCUGCAUUGCAUAUACUGGAACUUCUAAUAUCUUAUGAGUUCUGUUUUAAGAAAACACAUACUUUUCUGAAUAUUUUGCUCUUUAUUUGCUAGAAAAUAUGUAGACAGAGCCAUAUUCUAUUAAUUCAUUAUUAAGAAGUGACUUGGUGUUUAAGUUGCUGAGUUGUGGACAGUCUGCCAAGCUGCUCUGCAAAUACCUUAUGGCCUUAAUCUAAAGCUAUCAAUUCGUGUGAAAAACGAUGGUCCUUCUAGAAAAACAUAUAGAAGGACUGCAUGGAUUGCAUUAAGUUAAAAGGCUAUCAGUUUAUAAAAACUACAACCCAGCAAACUUUUAUCUCUUGGAAUUGCCCAGAUUUUUCAGCUAAUCUACAACCAUUACCUUAGUCGAAAUAUCUGUGAGGCAUCAAGUCAGGUAACAAGCUCUGUGUGUUAGGGACCUAAUGUAUUUAUACAGCUCUGUGUACUUAGUAGCAAUAUAUAAACGUAAUAAAAUAUUUCAUCAGCCUGCAUUAGCUGGUUGGAAUGUUCUCCAUUUCUGUUUGUGCUAUGCUUCCUCUGUGAGUAUAAGUGAAUAGUUCCUGGGAUACCUGAUUAUAAUGUGCCAGGCAGAGUGUCUUGGCAUUAGCACGGCCUCCCUGAAUCUAUUAUUUACCUAGCGGUGGCUACUUAGUGGUAUAAUUAUCCCUUUCAGGCCAUCCUUGCAAAAUGUUACAAUGUCCUGGCUAGAAGCUGGAUUCCUUCUCUGAUACUGUUACAAGGUGUUGGUUAAAUAAAGAAUGAGUAACAUUGCAGGGCCAUCUCACUGAAAAGUCACAAGUCCCAGGAGGGCUGAGUGCUUAAAUAAUUUAGAUCAGUGUGGUUGAACUUAAUUCUCAGCUUAAAAUCGAAACUGGAGACUUAAAACAAGCUUUGCUCUUUUCCUUUGCCCAAAGAGUGCCAAGCAGAGUAUAGUCUGACAGAUGCCAUGAGCCAAGCACGUAGUAGCACUGUUGUAUCAGUAUCCCCUAGCCCCCAGGAAUCCAAUAGCUUUUCUACAUAACUUUCUUUUCAUGCACAUGCAAUUGCAACUAACUCUCAAAUUCUCAUAACAAAACUCACACAUUUUUCUUAUUCUUGCAUAUUGACUUGACACUUCCCACUCAAAGCAGAGCCAAAAGCCUUUCCUGCUCGGUCACAGAUAGGGCUGUAUGUUGAUGAGACAUAUACACCAGCUACAUUUUACAGGGUUUUGGAUUUUAAAUGUGAUACAUAAACAGUGGUUUUUCCUUUUUUCUCCCCCCCCCCCCUUUUUUUUCAUUACAAUUAAGAUGGCACACAGAUAAAACGUUAUCUCCUAGCAGCCCACUGUAUUGGCUUACUUAUGGAAAAAGCUGCUUUUUUCACUAGGUGCAAAUGGCCCAUGAUACACAUUUGCCAUAUUUACCAACGUCAGAGCGUAUUUAAUAAAAUAUGCCAGUCAUUAUGCAGCUAUUUUACUGUCAUUAUGCAGCUGUUGUACUGUUUUAGUGCCACCUAGUGGCUAAUUUGUAAAAGUGACUAUGCAAACCAAGUGUAUCAUAGCUGCGCAUAUUCUUUGUAAAUGUUGUACCUUGCACCUAGCUCAGCACUAUGCUCUAGCUUUCAUUUCUCUUUUGUGCAACAAAAUCAUUUGCCACCUAGGUUCCCACUGACUUAACAAAGGGGACUUUUCAGUUACACCAGGGGACUUUCAGGGUGGGGUGAAUAGAUUAAAUAACAGGUAAAUUAUGGACACUAACUUGCAAAGUAAUAGUUACUAAAAGUAACUGAGGUAGCAUAGUUAGGGUAUUUAAUUAAUUAAGUUAUAAAAUUUGCCCAUCCAAUGCAAGGAAACCUUAUCUAAGUUGUAGUUUGGUACUUUCCAAUAUAAAUUUGAUUGUGUGCACAAGCAGCACUUGUAACGUGUGUAAAGUAACAGAACUAUCCAGUGAAACAGAGGGCUCUUGCCUUUGGGGAUCUAAAGAGAUACAAGGCUGUUUGAUGCAGCCCUCUAUCCUAAACUGGCCUUCUAGGAAUGUUAAAAUUGCUGGAGGUUAUUGGGUGAAAUAUUCCCAGAAUGAGUCAAAUAUUUUCCAGGACAGAGUUGCUGCAAUAUUCGCCUCCCCUUCCAUUUGUGGAAGUUUUUUUGUGUGUGUGUGUGUGUAGCAGACAGCUUAUGGGGACAGGUGAUAUGUAAUCUAAACACAGGGCAGGGAAUGCACAAAAGUGAACUGUCUGCCAGCGGAGCAGAGACAACAGAGCAUCCUAUGGAGAAGGUGUUGUGCUUUCUGCUGCAUGCAGCUAUCAAACAGGGAUUUGGAUUGUGAACUGAGAUUCCAGAAACCAGGGCACUAUGGCAUCUCAAACUCUAACUGACCGCUGCAUCCAGUUCACUCGACAUGCAAACGAUGUUCUCCUGAACCUCAAUCGCCUUCGAAGCAGGGAUAUUCUGACUGAUGUUAUCAUUGUUGUAGAGGGAGAGCAUUUUCGGGCUCACAAAACGGUCCUCAUGGCCUGCAGCGGCCUGUUUUACGCGAUCUUCACUGACCAGAUGAAGUGUAAUUCGAACAUUAUUAAUCUGAACACAGACGUCAGUGCCGAGGGCUUCAGAGUUCUUCUUGAUUUCAUGUAUACAUCUCGACUUAAUUUGAGGGACAGCAGCAUUAUGGCCGUUAUGAGCACUGCGCUGUACCUGCAGAUGGAGCAUGUUGUGGACACCUGCCAGAGGUUUCUCAAAUCGAGUGAGGAUAUUGUUGCCAUGAAGCCACCAAGAGACGAAUUUUUACCUGGAAGAGCAAUGUUACCGCCAGAUGUUAUGGCCUACAGAAAUUGUGAGAUGUCUGAAAAUACCAUACCUUUUCGCAGUGGAACCAUGUGUGAUGGAAGGUCCUACCUUUCCAGCCUUUACAGUAGUUCUACAUCCUCGUAUCCCCUUUAUGGCCAUAUGCCUGUUCCUGGGUUCCUGUUUCCAGAGGAUGAGGUUAAAGAUAUGCAGAUGUCAGAGAUGCAGAAAGCAAGCAGAAAUCAAAAGGAGAGUGUGUUACCUGGGGAAAACUCAAGGACUUUGCUAGGAGAUUACAGAAAAGUCAUGUCGGACAUGUCUUUUAACAUGUGUCACAGCAACAAUUAUUCCCAAAAGGAUGUUGCAAUGGAAGAGCCCAGAAGUGAAGCACACUACAAUAUGGUGAUAGGCUCAAGGUCUGCUGGUCCCUCAUUCCGAAGUAGCCCUUUUUUUACAUGUGAGAAAACGACUAAAGAAGAGGAGAGAACAUCCUCAGAGGAUGAAAUAAGCCAGCACUUUAAACCAACCAACUCUCCUGCCAAUCGAAAGGGUCUUGUAAGUCCACAGAGCCCACAGAAAUCAGACUGCCAACCCAACUCUCCUACAGAGUCCAGCAGCAGUAAAAAUGCUAGAAUAUCCCAAGGAUCAAGUUCUCCUGUGUCUAAGAACUCUACAGACCCAAAAGCCUGUAACUGGAAAAAGUACAUGAUGCUUAGUUCCCUAAAGCAGAGGGAUAAAGAGAGUUGCACCAAGCAGAGUGAGAUUGAUAAUCUGUCUCCAAAUUCUUAUACUUCUUUAUCUUCAUACCAACAUCCAGUGAAGUCAGAAAAUGCGGAUGAUCAGGCCUCCCCUAAGAUAAAUGGAAGCACAGAAGAUCCAUUGAUACCCCAAGCUAGCAAACUGAACAACCUUGUCAACAGGUCUCUGGAAGGAUCACCACAAAGCAGUGAGGGACAUUCGCCUCUCUAUGUUCAUGCAUCCAAGUUCAAUUUGUUUUCUUCACAAUCCCCUCCUGAACUGUGCCCUCACACCCCUGGCUCCAACUUUGGAGAAGAAAUUACUGAGACACAGUCAGAAUAUUCAGACUCUAGCUGCGAAAAUGGUACUUUCUUUUGUAAUGAAUGUGACUCUCGCUUUUCUGAGGAGGGUUCCCUAAAGAGACACAUGCUGCAAGUGCACAGUGACAAGCCGUAUAAGUGUGACCGCUGUCAGGCCUCCUUCCGAUACAAGGGGAACCUUGCCAGCCAUAAAACUGUUCACACCGGAGAAAAACCAUACCGCUGCAGUAUCUGUGGGGCCCAGUUCAACCGACCUGCAAACCUGAAAACUCAUACACGGAUACAUUCUGGGGAAAAGCCGUACAAAUGCGAGACCUGCGGGGCAAGGUUUGUGCAGGUUGCACAUCUCCGUGCUCACGUUCUCAUUCACACAGGAGAGAAACCAUACCCAUGUGAGAUAUGCGGCACACGAUUCCGCCACUUGCAAACAUUAAAGAGUCACCUUCGGAUCCACACUGGAGAGAAACCAUACCAUUGUGAGAAAUGCAACCUUCAUUUUCGACACAAGAGCCAGCUGCGACUUCACUUGCGUCAGAAACACGGCGCUAUCACCAACACAAAAGUCCAGUAUCGUGUGUCGUCAUCAUCCGACUUACCUUCUGACAACCCGAAAUCUUGUUGAGUUCUCACAUCCCUCCAAUCAAUCGUGGAGUGCCUCUAUUUUGAUCUUUGUGCAGAUGGGUUCAAAUGAAACGGGUUUAACUAUUUUAUUAUUUUUGUCCUGGUCAUGUGAAAUGUGCGCUCUUCAAUGUAAAUACAUCAAUAUAAAUAUAUAUAUAUAUAUUUUUUAAUCUGUGUGGUGAAGUGACCAUACACCAUUCAUUUGUUUCCACAUUAUCUGUCUCACUUAGACAAAGAAUCAGUGGUAAUGAACAGGGUGGACUUUAAUGGAAGCCAGCAAUGUAUUGGCACUCCAAGGCAGGGUGGGAAAGAGCAUUCAAUAUAGCAACCGCAUUGUUAGUAAAACAGUAUAUUUAUCUAUAUAAAUCAUCUGACAGUUACUCUGAAGGCAGUUGUAAUUAACCCUUGUUGCUUUACGGUAUAACUGAAAUUGCUCAGACUGACAUUUUUGCCAAGAUACCCUGCAGAGUGCAGCUUUAUGCUUAAACUUGAACUGAAUUGCUUUAUUUGUGGUAGAUGACUGUGCUACUUUUGAGUGGCUUUAUUGGCUGCUUAACUCUCAUUACGAGGGACUGGUGUAAUGAAAUCAACUAUCAUUUGGUACUAAGUGAAAAAGCAAACAACAAUAAAAAAAAGCCAAAUACUACUGGGAGACUACAGCAUUUCUAGGAUUGGUCUUCAGCAGGGGUCCCUAUGACCAGAAUUACUUGACCCCCCCCCACUUAAUAAUUGUUGGUAUCUGAGAGACCCAGGAAAACAAGCACUUAGAUUGACUCUUGUGGUAGUUCAGAGUAAACUCUAAUGCUCACAGGGUUAAAUAACCUUUCAUAUUGGUAUCUGGGAAAGCUUGCAGACAUUUUAGGUUGUCCUUUUCGGAGGGUAAGCUUAUUCCACUGCUGAUACAGCUGUUGGUAAUAUGAAAGGAACCUCUAGAUUUAGCACCUUUUUAUAUUUACACAAGCACUAAAUUUUACUGAGAAGCGCAGCCAGGGAUACAGUUUGUGUAUACAGGGAGAGUCUGACGCUAGCUAGGUUGUAUGCAAGUCUCAAUGCACUUUCAAAAUAAAAUGAAAAAAGACUCUUUAUUACCAGGUGCUAGAUAUAUCGUGUACUUUGGGGCAAGGGUGCUGAGAGAUUAUAUUCAUAUUUUGUAUCUACUUCAGUCUAGUUUUGGCCUAAGAAUGGUUUCAAGACUCUCUGGCUGUUAACAAACAUUAACUAUACUGCACAUGCCCUGCCUUAGCUCCUGUGUGUAGGUAAGCAAUAAGGAACUCUGGGGUCCCCUGGUCAGUGGUAGCUUUGUGAUUUAGAUCCUACUGACCUGGCUCCAGCUGUGACUUAUGGUCGUGGCUGCGAAUGAAUACCAGCACUAUCAGGCACCUAAAAAUCAAUAUUUUUCUAGUCGCUGGCUUUUCUGCAUCCCCUAAGAAAUAGAGUAUUUAAUUUUUAUGGUAUAUAUGAUAUGCACUCAUUUUAAGGUAAACAGAACAAAGAAUUACUUAUGUAUGCUUUUUAAGAGAGAGGGCUUUAACUUUUGUUA
Molecule: messenger RNA, 7549 nt
Organism: Xenopus tropicalis (tropical clawed frog)
Lineage: Eukaryota; Metazoa; Chordata; Amphibia; Anura; Pipidae
Gene: bcl6
Product: BCL6, transcription repressor
Exons: 10
Coding region: 3902-6010 (702 amino acids)
Biological process (GO): regulation of T cell differentiation; regulation of leukocyte cell-cell adhesion; negative regulation of transcription by RNA polymerase II
Cellular component (GO): nucleus
Molecular function (GO): sequence-specific double-stranded DNA binding; DNA-binding transcription repressor activity, RNA polymerase II-specific; chromatin binding
Source: RefSeq, a predicted model, not a curated record